Molecule: messenger RNA, 300 nt
Organism: Anisakis simplex (herring worm)
Lineage: Eukaryota; Metazoa; Nematoda; Chromadorea; Rhabditida; Anisakidae
Source: the annotation of a GenBank genome assembly
AUGUUGGCGGCUGUGUUUAUUGCCGAAACUGUGCCGGACUUUGGCCCUUUAAUGAGUAUCGUCGGUGGAUCGACGAUGUCGUUGACAUCGCUCAUAUUCCCGUGUUUCUUCUAUUUGUAUUUAGUGGUCAUUGAUAAACGCACACCUGAAAAGAACACUGGCGACAACUAUGAAAUUCCCAGUUUUAUCGAGUCCGUUACGUGUUUCGCUUGCAAUUCAUUAUUUGGCCCAAAAUACUCAUUCAACUCUUCCGUUAUAAUUCAGCUUAAAAUGCUUAUCAAUGAUAUUUAUCAGUGUUAG